GGUAGAAACCUUUAUAAUCUUCUACUCUCUCUCUUUCCAUUUCAUAUCUGAUGGAGUAUAAAAUAAAAGUGUUGCCCAAGUACAAAGCCAAAACUUUAGACAAGAGAAGCUAACCCAAAGUUCAAAGGGGGUGUGCAGACUGAGAGACCUCCUUCCCAACACUAACAAAUUUUCCAUUUCCAUCUUCUUGUGGGGGUUAGUGAAUCUUUGGGGUGAUUAUCAGAAGAAGAUAUGGAAGCAAGAGAGUGUUGUUCAUCAAGUACCAGCACAAGCACACAGACAACACCGAUGAAUUCAAGAAGUAAAACAAGAAGAUCAGAGAAGCAAUAUAGAGGAAUAAGGAUGAGAAAGUGGGGGAAAUGGGUAGCUGAAAUUAGAGAACCAAAUAAAAGAUCAAGAAUUUGGUUAGGUUCAUAUUCAACACCAGUUGCAGCAGCAAGAGCAUAUGAUACAGCGGUAUAUUAUUUGAGAGGGCCAUCAGCACGUUUGAAUUUUCCUGAUGCAUUAAAUCAUGAGAAACAAGAACAGCUUCAUGAUUUAUCCGCUGAAUCUAUCAGGAAAAAAGCUACUGAGGUCGGUGCCAGGGUUGAUGCUCUUGAAACAUCUGCUGUUGGUCUUGGUUUUCAUUCUUCAUCCGGGGGGAUAGUAUUUAACAGCAACAACAAUUAUUCUACUAAUUGUAGUAGUAGUAGCAGUGGUAGGCCUUUCAAGAUGAUACAUCCCGACUUAAACGAGAAACCCAAGAUUGAAACUUCAGAUGAAGACGAGUUCAUGUAGGAUUCGAACAGAUGAAGACAAGUUCAUGCAACAAGAUCUCCUCCUCCUCUUCUUUGUGUCCAUCUCAUCUCUUGAAGAAAAGGGUAUAUGAUGAUGGUUCAUGGAACAAGCUAUGAAACUCCUCGUACCGGUUCAGUAACUUGGACUUUCUGUUCUAUAUCAACGGUUGCGUUUUGAGGUGUAUUGGUCUGGUAAGUAUGGGUGGCCAAAUAUCAAGCUGAGACGGAAAAUCAUUCAAAAUCAUCUUGCUAACCUGCUGCAAGAGGAAGAAGAUGAAAGAAGCGUUUGUGUAUUACUUUUUCGUUUUUUUACAUUUUUCUUUCUUGGGAUUUUGUAAAAUUUUCAUGUUUUUUUUCUUCUUCUCAUAAUAUAUAAACAGGGAAAGAAUUUAUGUUUUUUCCCCAUGAUUCUGUUAUCAUGGGCAGUUUUUACCCACAGUGAUUUUCCAGUUUUAAUUAAUUUUCAAAUUCCAUGGCUAAUUAGUAUUCAA
Papaver somniferum (opium poppy) is the source of this 1267-nucleotide messenger RNA. RefSeq names its product ethylene-responsive transcription factor ERF011-like. Bases 232 to 777 code for a protein of 181 amino acids. Gene Ontology annotation, biological process: regulation of DNA-templated transcription. The record is from RefSeq and is a predicted model, not a curated record. Lineage: Eukaryota; Viridiplantae; Streptophyta; Magnoliopsida; Ranunculales; Papaveraceae. The transcript has a single exon. Gene Ontology annotation, molecular function: DNA binding; DNA-binding transcription factor activity.